UCUGUGUGUGUGAGUUCGUGUUUUGUGUCUUAUUAAUCUUGUCUCUCGAAAACAGAUCCUCGUUUCCUCCUCAUCCUCCUAGAACGUUACUGGAGAGCUGAUCUCACAUAUUUUGGAUCGUAAUCAUGGACGGAGAAGAUUUUGCCGGAAAGGCGGCUGCUGAAGCCAAAGGAUUGAACCCGGGAUUAAUCGUGCUGCUUGUUGUUGGACUUCCUCUUGUUGUGUUCCUAAUCGCCAACUACGUGCUUUACGUGUAUGCUCAGAAGAACCUACCUCCGAGGAAGAAGAAGCCUGUUUCCAAAAAGAAGCUCAAGCGUGAGAAGCUCAAGCAAGGUGUCCCUGUCCCUGGAGAGUAGAAAUAAAAGCCAGCUUAGCCUUCACUUGUUGCCUCCUCGUUCAAAGCGGUUUUUACAUUCGGUUACCAAAUGUCACCCUCAAAAGGGUUUUUUUCUUACUUUACUUCUUCUGUCAAUGAGGAUUAUCUCGACUAUUGUUUUGGUCUGUCUAGUUUUUUGCCACACAUUUUGAUUUUGUUGCAUCUGUAGAGUCUGUCUCAUCUUUUUUUUUGCAGCAAUUUCUCAUCUUUGAUACUAUUUAACUGACAAAAUGUUUCUUGUUUUCCUUGUUUGUCCUCA
Camelina sativa (false flax) is the source of this 635-nucleotide messenger RNA. RefSeq names its product DNA-binding protein S1FA1. Gene Ontology annotation, molecular function: DNA binding. Gene Ontology annotation, biological process: regulation of DNA-templated transcription. Lineage: Eukaryota; Viridiplantae; Streptophyta; Magnoliopsida; Brassicales; Brassicaceae. Gene Ontology annotation, cellular component: nucleus. The record is from RefSeq and is a predicted model, not a curated record.